GUCUCUCAGCAGGACGAUGCUGAUCCUGACGUGCCCGGCUCAGCUGCAGCGCUUGGAGGGAGCCCUGCGGAGGAGCCUGCCCCUCACCCUGCCGGUCUAUGGGGCAGUGAUGAACAUCAACCGGGGCAACCCGGCGGGCAUGGAGGUGGUGGUGGACGCAUGGCCUGAGUUCGGUGCUGUGCUGGCACGGCGCGGAGGAGAGGUGCCGGUGGAUGACUGCUACAGGAACACGAGCGCGGUGUUCUACCGGGACGUGGGUGCUUACCGGGCGCUGCUGGAGACACCGGGGUGCCUGCGCUGGGACGCGGCGUUCCACAUCAUCGGCCUUCAGGAGGGGGUGACCGAGGUGUCAAAGGCCAUCGCGGGGGCCAAGGGCAUCGAGCUCGACAUCUCCCAUUAUUACACCUACCUGCACCCCAACCCCAGCACCAUGCCCGAGCCGCGCCUGGACCCGGGGCUGCGGGUGGGCUCCCUGACCGCAGCCCACCUGGACCUGCUCAACAAGACGUGGCCGUACGGAGGCACCGCUCGGAGCCGGCAGUACCUGGAGGAGCUGCUGCGGCUCUUCCCGAGCCUCUGCCUGCGGGACGGGGCCGGGCAGCCGCUGUCCUGGACGCUGACGGAUCCCUUCGGGGCCGGCACACACGGGUACACGCUCCCUGCCCACCGCCGCAGCGGGUGCAUGCGGACGGUGCUGGUGCUGGCUUCUCGCCGGGCUCAGGCUCGUGGCUUCCCGUCCUUCGGCUUCACGGCCACCGGGAACCGGCCCAUGCAGCGGCUGCAGGAGGAGCUGGGUCACCAGCGCCUGCCCGGGCUGUGCUGUUACAUCCUGCACAACCCCGGCCUGAAGAGAGACUAAACCCCCC
This is a messenger RNA of Melopsittacus undulatus (budgerigar), 866 nucleotides long. Its product is annotated as glycine N-acyltransferase-like protein 3. Gene Ontology annotation, cellular component: mitochondrion. The record is from RefSeq and is a predicted model, not a curated record. Bases 17 to 859 code for a protein of 280 amino acids. The transcript is spliced from 5 exons. Lineage: Eukaryota; Metazoa; Chordata; Aves; Psittaciformes; Psittaculidae. Gene Ontology annotation, molecular function: glycine N-acyltransferase activity.